AUGUUUGAGAAGGUGGAGGUUCACGGGUAUGAUGCAUUAAAAGAAGCCCUAAAUGGGAAGUCGAUGCGUACGAUUAUAUUAUUUGUCGGGUCAGUGGAUCCACAGAGUGGUAAAAGUUGGUGCCCUGAUUGUGAAACAGGCAAGUUAUUUUCUGUUGGUUGGUUCCUAUUUGAGUAUCAGGUUUUGAAAGGAAUUCGAGUUAGAAACCCAUUCAGAACAGAUGAAACUUUUAAAUUAACUUGUGUUCCGACACUUCUGGAUCUUAGUGUCAAGGUUAGUUGUUUAUGUUCUGAUCCAUGCAACUGA
Enterobius vermicularis (human pinworm) is the source of this 306-nucleotide messenger RNA. The record is from the annotation of a GenBank genome assembly. NCBI's taxonomy places the organism in Eukaryota, Metazoa, Nematoda, Chromadorea, Rhabditida, Oxyuridae.